Messenger RNA from Cuculus canorus (common cuckoo), 1262 nucleotides. It is a transcript of the gene NAXE, whose product is annotated as NAD(P)HX epimerase. Lineage: Eukaryota; Metazoa; Chordata; Aves; Cuculiformes; Cuculidae. The transcript is spliced from 6 exons. Gene Ontology annotation, molecular function: NAD(P)HX epimerase activity. Bases 29 to 880 code for a protein of 283 amino acids. The record is from RefSeq and is a predicted model, not a curated record. Gene Ontology annotation, cellular component: mitochondrion.
GGUGUCCCCGCCCCCCCCAGCGCUGCCCAUGCCGGUCCCGCGGGCGCUGCUGCGGCUGCUGCUGGUGGCGGCGGGGGUGGCCCGGGUGGGGGGGCGCUGGGGGACCCCCGGCUGGGAGCGGGGCUGGGAGCGGGGCCGCUGCACCCCAAGAGCCAUGCACCGAACCGCCGCAGCGGGGGGGCUGCGAUACCUCGGGCAGGAGGACGCCCAAGCCAUCGACCAAGAGCUCUUCACCGAGUACAGGUUCAGCGUGGAGCAGCUGAUGGAGCUCGCAGGGCUGAGCUGCGCCACCGCCAUCGCCAAGGCCUACCCCCCCAGCUCCUUCACCACCAGCCAGCCCGCGGUGCUCGUCGUCUGCGGGCCGGGCAACAACGGCGGCGACGGCUUGGUCUGCGCCCGGCACCUCAAAAUGUUUGGCUACGAGCCAACUGUGUAUUACCCCAAGCGCCCCAACAAGCCGCUCUUUGAAGGUUUGACCACCCAAUGCCAGAAGAUGGACAUCCCCUUCCUCCAAGAGUUCCCAGCUGAGGCUGCGCUUAUCGAUGAGCUCUACGGUUUGGUAGUGGACGCAAUCUUCGGCUUUAGCUUCACGGGAGCGGUGCGGGAGCCCUUCGGCAGCAUCCUCAGCACCCUGGAACGCAUCACGGUGCCCAUCGCCAGCAUCGAUAUCCCCUCGGGCUGGGAUGUGGAGAAGGGGAAGGCAGAUGGUCUCCAGCCUGACAUGCUCAUCUCCCUCACGGCACCCAAGAAGGCAGCGACGCAUUUCACCGGCCGCUACCACUUCCUUGGGGGCAGGUUUGUGCCCGCCGCGCUGCAGGAGAAAUACGCUUUAAACCUGCCACCGUAUCCCGGGACCGACUGCGUCCUGCAGCUGGGCUAGGGGCUCGGCAGGGGCUGGAUUGGGGCCUCAUUCUGCCACAGCUGCCAGCGAGGAUGCUCAGCACCUCCCUGGGCUCCAAUCCUGCCCAGCUCUGCCAGCAGGAUCAGGGUUCCCUGCACCCAAAGCCCCCAGGAGCCUGAGAUCUCAGCAGGAUCGGAGGUUCCUGCACCCAAAGCCCCCAGGAGCCUGAGAUCUCAGCAGGAUCGGAGGUUCCUGCACCCAGCUCCCCCAGGAGCCUGGGACCGAUGGGCUCUGCGUGGGUGCUACCUCAGCAGAGUGUUUCUAGGUGUAGACGCAAUAUAGGAUCACAGGGGCUGCCCCAUAUCUUGCGCUUCGGGACAGUUUCACUGCAAUAAAAGAUUUAUUUGUGCCCUUAAAAAAA